AUGUUGAAUAAUACAGGGAAAAGACUUGCUAUUGUGUUUUUAGUAUUAACGUUUAUUUUUUGGCUUAUCUCUAUGGUAACACCUGGAUGGUUGGUCAAACCAGAUAACGGAUUCAGCAUUUUUUACUUCCAAGUAUGCACCGAAGACAAGUGUGAAAACACAAAAUACAGCGAUAUCUUCCAAAAGUCCCCAGGUGUCAAACUAGCUGUAGCACUUCAAAUUGAAAGCCUGGUUGCUCUUAUUCUGUGUGCAAUAUCUGGCAUCUUGGUGAUCUUUCCGACUAAUCGUACAACAACAACAUUUUUUAUUGUUGUUAUCAUCAUUCCUGUUGCCGCCACUCUUCAGUGUGUUUUGAUUUUAUCAGCUGCUCUGAUCAACAAUAUAUUUGCCUCAAUCGUAAAUUUUCCGUACUCAAUUCUUCUAAGUGGACUUGGAACGCUUUUCUCCAUCGUUGCCUGGGUUUAA
Magallana angulata is the source of this 465-nucleotide messenger RNA. RefSeq lists its product as uncharacterized. Lineage: Eukaryota; Metazoa; Mollusca; Bivalvia; Ostreida; Ostreidae. The record is from RefSeq and is a predicted model, not a curated record. The transcript is spliced from 5 exons. The coding region runs from base 1 to 465 and encodes 154 amino acids.